AUGACUACGAAACAUAAUAUAUCUGGAAGAAUACGGGACGAACCAGGGGGACAAAGGGAAAAAAAUGGAAAUGUAACCGGUCGAACAAUAACAUAUCCAACAACAGGGAACAAAAGAAAUAUUGAUACAAUGACGAAAAAUAACAUAUCAAAAUCGCAAAUGAAGGAAUUUCGAGAAGCUUUUCGACUUUUUGACAAAGAUGGUGAUGGUAGUAUAACUCAAGAAGAACUUGGAAGAGUUAUGAGAUCUUUAGGACAAUUUGCCAGAGAAGAAGAACUACAAGAAAUGCUUAAGGAAGUUGAUAUAGAUGGAGAUGGAAAUUUUAGCUUUGAAGAAUUUGUUGAAAUCGUAUCAAAUAUGGGAGGUGCAGCAACUGAAAAAACAGCUGAUGAAGAAGAGAAAGAACUUAGAGAUGCUUUUAGAGUAUUUGAUAAACAUAAUCGAGGUUUUAUAAGUGCUUCUGAUCUUCGAGCUGUUUUGCAAUGUCUGGGUGAAGAAUUAUCAGAAGAAGAAAAAAUGAUAAGAGAAGUUGAUGUGGAUGGAGAUGGUAGAAUUGAUUUUUUCGAAUUUGUUCGAGCUUUGGGUACACACUACAGGCAAAAUUUCUUUUUCAGGUUUCUAUCCAUUUAUAUUAUUAGCACAGUUUGA
Messenger RNA from Pediculus humanus corporis (human body louse), 648 nucleotides. Its product is annotated as calmodulin, putative. Lineage: Eukaryota; Metazoa; Arthropoda; Insecta; Psocodea; Pediculidae. Gene Ontology annotation, molecular function: enzyme regulator activity; calcium ion binding. The coding region runs from base 1 to 648 and encodes 215 amino acids. The record is from RefSeq and is a predicted model, not a curated record. The transcript is spliced from 7 exons.